GGGCAUGACGCGGGCGUCACCACGCUUGUCACCUCUUCAGAUGGGCGCUGGGUAGCGACGGCGUCCUGUGACCUCACUGUCAUCAUCUGGGAUGCCCGGGGUGCAUGUAUCUCACAAGAGUGGAUCGCCCAUGACGGAUACGUCUGGGAUCUCGCAUUCUCUCCAGACAGCCGAUACAUCGUGUCCGCAGGUGGAGAUGGGAAGGUCGCAAUCUGGGACAUCAGCGGCAGCGCACUCCAAGUCGCCUCUCUCGAAGGUCAUGCUGCUCCCUGCAGCAAUUGCGCGUGGUCCAGCGAUGGCGCUUACAUUGCAUCCCGAGACAUCGACGGCACUCUAAGGCUCUGGGAUGCACGAACAUUCCAGCCACUACCCCUAGAUGGCGCCGAAAAGACGACACUCUACCCUACGGCAGCCGCAUUCAGCUCGGAGAGUGCACGCGUCGCUGUUGGAUAUGCGGAUCGGACGAUUUGCACUUGGGACAUGGCGACCAGACAGCAGUCUCUAGUCUUGAAGACGCACGGUUGGGUCUAUGAUGUGGUAUUUUCCCCGGAUGGUCGGCUGUUGCUCUCAGCGUCGAAAGAACAGACGAUGAAGGUGUGGGAUGCGCACACAGGUGCUAUGGUCCAUGCACUAGGGGGACACGAGUCGAGGGUGUGGGAGGUAUGUUUCUCGCCAUGCGGGAGUUAUAUCGCCUCUGCAUCGGAAGACGAGACGGUGAGGUGUGGAGGACGAGUGACGGAUCGUGCUUGGCGACGCUCUCCGACCACGGUGACAAGGUGUCGCAUGUUGCGUUUACCCCCGACGGGACGGUGUUGUGGUCUGGGGCGGUGA
Messenger RNA from Dichomitus squalens LYAD-421 SS1, 831 nucleotides. Its product is annotated as WD40 repeat-like protein. Gene Ontology annotation, molecular function: protein binding. Lineage: Eukaryota; Fungi; Basidiomycota; Agaricomycetes; Polyporales; Polyporaceae. The annotation marks the transcript as partial. The transcript is spliced from 2 exons. The record is from RefSeq and is a predicted model, not a curated record.